Molecule: messenger RNA, 3232 nt
Organism: Lepus europaeus (European hare)
Lineage: Eukaryota; Metazoa; Chordata; Mammalia; Lagomorpha; Leporidae
Product: zinc finger protein 883-like
Exons: 6
Coding region: 383-2542 (719 amino acids)
Biological process (GO): regulation of transcription by RNA polymerase II
Molecular function (GO): DNA-binding transcription factor activity, RNA polymerase II-specific; RNA polymerase II cis-regulatory region sequence-specific DNA binding
Source: RefSeq, a predicted model, not a curated record
UCUCCGCGGCGGCGGGUCGCGUGUCCAGCGCGUGCUACUCUGCCACGCUGCCCGCGCGCGUCUCCGGCGGCACAGCCCCGGCCCUCUUCUCGCUGCCUGGCCUCUGUUUCCCCUUCGGACGCUGCCAUCCUGUUGCGGCCUGCGCAGCUACACCGGGCCUCAGACGGCCGCGGCCGGCGGGAAGCGGAGGGCUUCCUGUCGCGGCAGCCGCGGCAGGUGAGGGGCCGGCGGCGUCGGCGGCGCCAGGACUUGUCAUGGAAUCUUUAUCUCCAAACUCAACAGGCACAACUUCUGCCAGAACUGUGUGAUAACCAAAAGCAACAAUUCCUGGGAAAGCAUUUGAGGACCUACUUCUUCAUGGUAUAAUUCUAGAGACCUGUAAAUGUUUCCAAGGACAAUGAAAGUGAAUAUACCUCCUGUUUUGGUGUCAUUUGAAGAUCUGUCCGUGGACUUCACCUGGGAGGAGUGGCAGGACCUGAACACUGCCCAGAAAAUCCUGUACAGAGAUGUGAUGCUGGAGACCUAUAGCAAUCUGCUAUCCUUGGGACACUGCAUUAGCAAACCUGACUUGAUUCUCAAGUUGGAACAAAGAGCAGAGCUGUGGAUGGUAGAAGAACACCCAAACCAGAGCCGAGUUGCCCAGAAAAGGGAUGACCUGAUUGGGACCAACCAGGAAAGUCAAGAAAUAAAUUUGAAGCAACAUGUAAUCAGAAACAAUAACACAUCAACUAACAAGGGAAUUGAAUUGAAAAAUACACUUAAUUUAACCUCACACCAUAUUCCCAAACUGAUUAUCAAAAAGGAAAACUUUUCGGGAGUAAAAUCCAAAGCAUGCAAUAUAUUUCAAAAUGUGCAUUUCCCUAGCGGUCCUGAUGAGAUGCAAGUAUACAAUAAGAAAUCUUAUCUCAAUAAGCAACAAGAAACCCACAGAGGAGAGAAAUCCUAUGAAUCUGCUGAGUAUGAGGGACCUCUUAUUUCUAAAUCAGAUCUUACAAUAAAUCAGAGUAAACACAAAGGGAAUAAAACCUAUUCUUGUAAACCCUGUGGGAAAUAUUUUAGCUGUAAAUCAUGUCAUGCAGUCCAUCAUAGAACUCAAAUUGGAGAAAAUCCUCAUGUGUGUAUUGAAUGUGGAAAAAUCACUUACCAGAAGUCAGAGCUCAUUAGAAAUCCGAGAACUCCCACAGGGGAGACACCUCUUGAAUGUAAUGAAUGUGGAAAGGCCUUUAGCAAGAGGUCCAUUUUCAUUAGGCAUCUGAGCAUUCACACAGGGGAGAAACCUUAUGAAUGUAAUGAAUGUGGAAAAUCCUUUGGCCGGAAGGCACAUCUCAUAAGACAUCAGAGAAUUCACACAGGGGAAAAACCUUAUAAAUGUAAUGAGUGUGGAGAAGCUUUUUGUUAUAAGAUAUCCUUUAUUAUGCAUCAGAGCUUCCAUACGGGGAUGAAACCCUAUGAAUGCAAUGAGUGUGGAAAAGGCUUUUACCAGAAGUCGUACCUCAUAGCACAUAAGAGAAUUCACACAGGGGAGAAACCUUAUAAAUGUAACCAGUGUGGAAAAGCCUUUACUCAUAAGUCACUUCUCAUAACACAUCAGAGAAUUCACACAGGGGAGAAACCUCAUGAGUGUAAUGAGUGUGGAAAAACCUUCUGCUUGAGGUCAUACCUCAUUAGACAUAAAAGAAUUCAUACAGGGGACAAACCUUACCAAUGUAGUGACUGUGGAAAAACCUUUUUUUGGAAGGCAGAGCUAGUUGACCAUCAGAGAAUUCACACAGGGGAGAAACCUUAUGAAUGUAACGAGUGUGGAAAAGCUUUUUGCCGGAAUUCCUACCUCAUUACACAUCAGAGAAUUCACAAGGGUGAAAAAUUAUUUGAAUGUAAAGAAUGUGGAAAAGGCUUUUGGAAGAGAUCAGUAUUUAUUAGACAUCAGAGCACACACACACUGGAGAAACCUUAUGAAUGCAAUGAGUGUGGAAAAGCCUUUCACCAGAAAGUAUUCCUUAUGAGACAUCAGAGAAUUCACACAGGGGAGAAGCCUUAUGAAUGCAAUGAGUGUGGAAAAGCCUUUCACCAGAAAGUAUUCCUUAUGAGACAUCAGAGAAUUCACACAGGGGAGAAGCCUUAUGAAUGUAAUGAGUGUGGAAAAGCCUUUGGCCAGAAGACACACCUCAUUGCACAUCAGAAAACUCACAGACCAAUGAAACUUCAAGAAUGUAAUGAGUGUGGAAAAGUCUUUUGGUGUCCGUCAGAUCUUGUGAAACAUCAGCGAAUUCACAAAGGUGGAAAAUGUUUCGAAUGUAAUGAAUGUGGAAAACCAUUUAGCCAGAAAGGACACCUCAUUAGGCAUCAGGCAAUUCACACAGGGGAGAAACCAUAUGAAUGUGAUGAUUGUGGAAAAGCUUUUUUCCGGAAGUCACACCUCAUAAGACAUCAGAGAAUUCACACAGGGGAGAAACCUUAUGAAUGUAAUGAGUGUAGGAAAGCCUUUUCCCAGAAGUCACACCUGAUAUCACAUCAAAGAGUUCACAAAGAGAAACCUUAUUAAUGUAUUGAAUAUGGAAAAAUAUUUCCUUAAAGUGAAUCCUGAUUAUGCAUCAUAGACAUUGCAAGGAGAAACAUGAAUCUAGUGAAUGUGGAAAAUGUUUUCCAGAAAUUUGAGCCUCAAAAAAGCAUAGAAUUUACAAAGCAGGGAAACAUUUUGAAUACAAUUAACGUGAAAAAAGAAUUUUUCAGAAUUCAGUUUGACAAGUGUGAUGAUAAAGCAAAUAGGAGUGGAGGGAGUCUUACUGGUAUAAUGAAUGUAAAACAUGUAGUUUUCCAACAAUGUUUUCCACACAUCAAGGGGCUCAGAGAUGAGAACCAUGCACAUGUAGAAUUUCCUACCAUAAUUAAUUUCUUUCUGUCAGAUAAUUUAGAAAGCUGAAAACCUGUAUGAAUGUAAUGAAAGUAGCAAAACCUUUGUUGCAAGGCAAACAAACAAAUGUCAGCACAAUCACAGAGAAAACCCUUUGAAAAUGUCAUGUGUGGAAAAAGCCCUUUGCUGGAAUCACCUCAGCUGGUAUUAGGGAAUUCAUGUGACAGAAUUAUCCUGUGUGACAAAGACUGUUUUCUUCAAAAACAUUUUGUCCUAUUUGACGUAGAAUCUAUUUUUGCUUUCACCUUAUUUUGAAUAGUAGCAUGUAAAUGAACUGCUUUGACAAAUAAAUACUCUUACCAGAUAUUCUGUGUCUAGCAA